CGCGGCUGCCUCCUCCGCGCCGCGUCCUCUGGCUCUCUCAGUCCUCGCGGCACGCCGUUGCCUCUCUCGCUGAGAACGUCCCGCGCCCGCAGCCGGCGCCGCACUCGGCGGCCAGCUCUUCGCGGCCAGCGCUCCGCACAGGGUCGCUCUCCGCGUGCCCGUCUCUGCCGCGGUCGCGGCCUCUCAGAGCUCCCGGGCGGGCCAUGGAGGCAGACGGGGCCGGCGAGCAGAUGAGACCGCUACUCACGCGGGGUCCUGAUGAAGAAGCUGUUGUGGAUCUUGGCAAAACUAGCUCAACUGUGAACACCAAGUUUGAAAAAGAAGAAUUAGAAAGUCAUCGAGCUGUAUAUGUUGGUGUUCAUGUACCAUUUAGUAAAGAGAGUCGUCGGCGUCACAAGCAUCGUGGGCACAAACAUCACCAUCGGAGAAGAAAGGACAAAGACUCAGAUAAAGAAGAUGGACGGGAGUCUCCGUCUUAUGACACACCAUCACAGAGGGUCCAGUUCAUCCUCGGGACUGAAGAUGACGAUGAGGAGCACAUUCCCCAUGACCUCUUCACAGAGAUGGACGAGCUCUGUUACAGAGAUGGGGAAGAGUACGAGUGGAAGGAGACGGCCAGGUGGCUGAAAUUUGAAGAGGACGUUGAAGAUGGUGGUGACCGAUGGAGUAAACCCUAUGUGGCAACUCUGUCUUUGCAUAGUCUCUUUGAACUGAGGAGUUGUAUCCUAAAUGGAACAGUUAUGCUGGAUAUGAGAGCAAGCACUCUUGACGAAAUAGCAGAUAUGGUGUUAGACAACAUGAUAGCCUCUGGCCAGUUAGAUGACUCCAUAAGGGAGAACGUCCGCGAAGCUCUUCUAAAGAGACAUCAUCAUCAAAAUGAGAAAAGGUUUACGAGUCGGAUUCCCCUGGUUCGAUCAUUUGCAGAUAUAGGCAAGAAACAUUCUGAUCCUCACUUGCUUGAAAGGAAUGGGGAAGGCCUGUCAGCCUCCCGCCAUUCUUUGCGAACAGGUCUGUCUGCCUCAAACCUUUCCUUGAGAGGAGAGUCACCUUUAUCCCUUCUUCUCAGUCAUCUUCUUCCUUCCUCAAGAGCUGCCACCCCUGCAGGCUCCAGGUGUACCACCCCAGUACCCACUCCCCAGAGCAGUCCUCCUUCCAGCCCCGGCUUCAGUCGCCUGGCCUCCAGAAGUUCCCAACAGACUCAGCCUCAGGCCCCAGAAGUACUGGUGACACCUGACAGGGAUGAUAUUCCCAGAGUAGUAAUUCAUCCGCCUGAGGAAGACAUAGAAGCACUCAAAGGCCAAGAGCAGAAGAAUGAGGAAAAUACUGACUUCACUCCAGGGAUUUUGGCCUCUCCACAGUCUGCUCCUGGAAACUUGGACAGUAGUAAAAGUGGUGAAAUGAAAGGUAACGGAAGUGGAGGAAGCAGAGAAAAUAGUACUGUUGACUUUAGCAAGGUUGACAUGAAUUUCAUGAGGAAAAUUCCUUCAGGAGCUGAGGCAUCCAAUGUCUUGGUAGGAGAAGUGGACUUCUUGGAGAGACCUAUCAUUGCAUUUGUGAGACUGGCUCCUGCAGUUCUUCUCUCAGGGUUGACUGAGGUCCCUGUGCCCACUAGGUUUUUGUUUCUGUUACUGGGCCCAGCAGGGAAGGCCCCACAAUACCAUGAAAUUGGCAGAUCCAUAGCAACUCUCAUGACAGAUGAGAUUUUUCAUGAUGUGGCUUAUAAAGCAAAAGAUCGAAAUGACCUCCUAUCUGGAAUUGAUGAAUUCUUAGAUCAAGUAACUGUCCUUCCUCCCGGAGAGUGGGACCCUUCCAUACGCAUAGAGCCACCAAAAAGUGUUCCUUCUCAGGAAAAAAGGAAGAUUCCUGUGUUUCCCAAUGGAUCUGCUCCAAUGUCUGCUGACCCUCCUAAGGAGGCGGAUCAUCAUGCUGGGCCUGAGCUGCAGAGGACUGGACGGCUUUUUGGUGGUUUGAUACUUGACAUCAAAAGGAAAGCACCUUUUUUCUUGAGUGACUUCAAGGAUGCAUUAAGUCUGCAGUGCCUGGCCUCGAUUCUUUUCCUAUACUGUGCCUGUAUGUCUCCUGUAAUCACUUUUGGAGGGCUGCUUGGAGAAGCUACAGAAGGCAGAAUAAGUGCAAUAGAAUCUCUUUUUGGAGCAUCAUUAACUGGGAUUGCCUAUUCACUGUUUGCUGGGCAACCUCUAACAAUACUGGGGAGCACAGGUCCAGUCCUAGUAUUUGAAAAAAUUUUAUUUAAAUUCUGUAGAGAUUAUCACCUUUCCUAUCUAUCAUUAAGAACCAGUAUUGGUCUGUGGACUUCUUUCUUGUGCAUUGUAUUGGUCGCAACAGAUGCAAGCAGCCUCGUUUGUUACAUUACUCGGUUCACAGAAGAAGCUUUUGCGGCUCUCAUUUGUAUCAUAUUCAUCUAUGAAGCUUUGGAGAAACUCUUUCACUUAGGAGAAAUAUAUGCAUUUAAUAUGCACAACAACUUGGAUGAAUUGACCAGUUACACAUGUGUAUGUGCUGAGCCAUCUAACCCUAGCAAUGAAACUCUAGAACUGUGGAAGAGAAAGAAUGUGACAGCAUACAGUAUUUCCUGGGGAAACCUUACGGUUUCUGAGUGUAAGACCUUCCAUGGUAUGUUUGUGGGAUCAGCUUGUGGGCCUCACGGGCCUUACGUUCCUGAUGUGCUCUUCUGGUGUGUCGUCCUGUUUUUCACGACAUUCUUUCUGUCUUCAUUCCUCAAGCAGUUUAAGACCAAGAGAUAUUUUCCUACCAAGGUACGAUCAACAAUCAGUGACUUUGCUGUAUUUCUCACAAUAGUAAUAAUGGUUGCAAUCGACUACCUUGUAGGAAUUCCAUCUCCUAAACUUCACGUUCCUGAAAAGUUUGAGCCUACUGAUCCAAGUAGGGGCUGGAUCAUAAGCCCUUUGGGAGAUAACCCUUGGUGGACCUUGCUGAUUGCAGCAGUGCCAGCUCUCCUCUGUACCAUUCUCAUCUUUAUGGAUCAGCAGAUCACGGCUGUAAUCAUCAACAGAAAAGAGCACAAGCUCAAGAAAGGAGCUGGCUAUCACCUUGACUUGCUCAUGGUUGGUGUCAUGUUGGGAGUUUGCUCUAUCAUGGGCCUGCCGUGGUUUGUGGCUGCAACAGUGUUGUCUAUAAGUCACGUCAACAGCUUAAAAGUAGAGUCUGAAUGUUCUGCUCCAGGGGAACAGCCCAAGUUUCUGGGGAUUCGUGAGCAGCGGGUUACAGGGCUCAUGAUUUUUAUCCUGAUGGGCCUCUCCGUGUUCAUGACUUCAGUACUAAAGUUUAUCCCAAUGCCAGUUCUGUACGGUGUUUUCCUUUAUAUGGGAGUUUCAUCACUGAAAGGAAUUCAGUUUUUUGACCGUAUCAAGUUAUUUGGAAUGCCUGCCAAGCACCAGCCGGACCUAAUCUACCUCCGCUAUGUCCCCCUGUGGAAGGUGCACGUGUUCACGGUCGUCCAGCUGACCUGCCUAGUCCUGCUGUGGGUGAUCAAAGCCUCUGCUGCUGCAGUAGUUUUUCCCAUGAUGGUUCUUGCAUUAGUCUUUGUGCGCAAGCUCAUGGAUCUGUGUUUCACAAAGAGAGAACUCAGUUGGCUUGAUGACCUCAUGCCAGAAAGUAAGAAAAAGAAAGAAGAUGACAAAAAGAAAAAAGAGAAAGAGGAAGCUGAGAGGAUGCUUCAGGAUGAUGAGGAUACCGUGCACCUUCCAUUUGAAAGAGGGAGUCUCCUACAAAUUCCAGUGAAAACCCUAAAAUAUAGUAUUGACCCUUCAGUUGUUAAUAUAUCAGAUGAAAUGGCCAAAACUGCCCAGUGGAAGGCACUUUCCAUGAAUACUGAGAAUGCCAAAGUAACCAGACCUAACACGAGCCCUGAAAAGCCUGUGAGUGUGACAAUAAAUUUCGAAGAUGAACCAUCAAAAAAAUACAUGGAUGCUGAAACUUCAUUGUAAAGUCAAACCAAAAGGAAUAUAUAGAGAUAUAUGCCUAUCUGUAUAUAUAUAUGCAUAUAUAUGUAUAAAAAGCACAUGUGCCAUGCCAUUAUGUAUAACAGUACUUUGGGGCUUUUUCAAGUAGCGUCAGAUGUUUGUUGUGAGCACCAGGGAGACUGCAUUAAUGAAGUAGUCUCUUAGAAGUGAGGUACACGGUUUUUUACUUCAGAUAUUUUUUUGGAGGGUAAAGCCUUUUGUUAUUCAAUAGAAAGAUGUGGAGAACUGUGUUCAAUCUGCUUUUCUUUAAUCUCUGUCAGUGGCAAUCAACCUUAUCAAUCUUCAGUGAUACAUACUUAGUCUAUAUACUUAAAAUUUUGACCUGAAUUUCAAAAGAUUUUUUCUUCCCUUUUGGUAGUGUUCAUAGGUAGAAUAAGGAAUCUGCCCAUGUGGUGGGGAAAGACGUGUCCUGGCUUCUCUGGAGUUUCUUCAUGUAACUGUCCAUCAUACUUCACAGGUGAUGAACAUAGAGGUGAUUAUAAGUUAAUGGAACUUUCUAAGAAGGAACUUUAUGUCUUAGGAGUUAAUUUUAAAUUUUAAAACUUUCAUAUCUGAGCUUCCAUUUUGAUGGACACAUUAAAAAUUUUUAUGCCACUUCUAAUUUAACAGUCACACAAGUCAUAAUGUUUUCAGUUUUAAAACCUAUGAAGUGCCCAUUUAUAGUGGUUAAACUUUGUUACCUUUGUUACUCAGUACUUGCCUAGAAACCAGAGUCCCACUGUCCUUUUUCUUUGUUUUUCUUUACUUAGGUGGUCUAGUGUUUCAGGGUCAGUUAUCUUUCUGUUGUAAGUAGUAAUAAAACGUCAGCACCCUUUCAGGUAGGCUUGUGAUCAGUGUUCCUUUAUAAGAAACCUUUCAUUUCUGUGCUUAUUCUUUCUGUUAUAUACAGUGUAUUUAAUUGGUUACUAUCCAUAAUUUCCUUUUAAAAUAUUUUAUUUAUUAUAAUUGAUAUGAUACUUAAAUAUAUAAAUAUUUGAGACAGUAACAAAUAUAGAGUAAACUGCUCCUGUUGUAAAUAUUUGGUGCUUACUUGCAUUUCUGUUUAUAUCCUGAAAGCAGGUGACAAGUUUCAUAUCCUUACUAUAAAGCACUGCCAUAUUUAUAUUUUAAAAGGAAGUUGGAUAUUUCCUGUACAGUUCAGAUCAAUGGCAUUUUUUUCUGUUCUGUGAUAGCAUUGAGUUUCUAGUAUUUCAGAGCUUUCUCUUAAACAUGUAGCAAAUAUUCAUAGCUCUCCACAGAAUAGGUAAAUGCCGUUUUAGCCUUUGGGACUGAAUGUUUGGGGCCGUGAAACUUGAUUUGGCAAAAGGAUAGAUAACGCAUAGAAAUGGUGAGAAACCCCAGAAACACCGAAGGUGAUGGAACGUGAAGGUUUGGGCAAACGUUUUAAGGAAAUUCUUAUGUUCUCUAGCCACUGCAGACUAAAUUUUAAAAGUAUGAAGAAACUGAUCUUAAAAUCAAGUGCAUAGAAUUGCCCAAAGUAGAUUAUUUUUAACAAGUUUGAAAUCAUGUUAGUUUAUUCUAAACAGUAUACAAAUUAAUGUGAUUCCCUCGUCUGAGAUCACAUAGUGAGAUUCUUAUUAAAAUAAUAGUUGGCAACAUCUGGUACUAUCUAAGGAGUACUAGUGGACUUCCUUAGCAUAUGAGGGGGAAUGUCGCCAUGGUGCUUAUGGUCAUAGGUGGCCUCCAUUGAAGCGGUUCCUUUUCACUCAGCAGCACAUUGAUUUCCAAAGUUUCCAUUUGCUGCUAAUUAUAAUCCCCUCCCCCACCCUUGAUGUACCCAACAAGACAAUUUCCUCACACCAUUUCCUUGUGUCAGGACAUCAAAGGGUUCAAUCUAUUUUACAGGAAGUGAUUUUAAAAUUGAACUGAAAACUACCUGUUAUCAUGAUCUUCCUUUGAUUUGUUUAUUUAUAUAUAUAUAUAUAUAUAUAUAUAUAUAUAUAUAUAUUACCCAGUGCCAGGAGAGAAAAGACUAUGACAUACAGAAUACUUUGCAUCUAAGAUGUUUCACUGUGGUUUUGGUUAUUAAUGGCUUCUGCUUUCUUUUGACUACUUGACUUAUAAAGAGAUCUGAUACGACUACUCCCCUGAAGAGCAGAGGUAAUUCACUGCUUCUUUCAGGUGGUUACAUUUCUUGUGCUAUUUUUGAAAAUAACAAUCAUGAAUAACAUUCAUUGCAAGACAGCAAGAGAGAUAAUUUAGUAUAUAUAUAUUGAUUUUUAAAUGCUGCCUUAAAUAGGUGUAUAUGAGUAGUAGUAAUUGCUAUGUACUGAUUUACCUCAAGGUGCAAAAUAAUUAAACUUGUACAUACCCAUUUACAGAAUAAGUUCAGAGACACAGCCCUGCACUUUCUUAGAUGCCUUGAUUUUCAGAUGGAGCUUAGUGCUACUGAACACCAUGGCCAUGGGGCCACCUCAGGACAUUCUUCCCUCCACCAUAUUUUAUUUAUUUAUAGAUGUGUGUUUACAAAGACUAUAAUGAAGCCUGGUGUUAACUAUCUGAUACUUAAUUCCUUUCUAUUGCUAUUUCAAUCUAAAGUAGAAGCUUUUGAGAAAACAGUAAACUAGCUUCCCAAUGCUAAAGGGGUGGUUCUCUCUAUAUAUUUUUUAAUAAUAUUAGAUAUGCAAAAGUGAAGUACAAGGUCUUUAAAAAUAUUGUGUGUGUUUGUGUAUGUGUAUGAAAUCACUCCUAACUCUCUUAACUUUUUAAAAACUCGUGGCAUACCAAUGUUCAGAUUUGCCAAGCUUUCUCUAAGACAUGUUCUAAGAUGAAAUGUUUUUGUGUGUUAAUGCAUGUAUUUAUAAAGAUUUGUUUACUGCUGAGAAUCACUAAUUCUUGUUUCCAUCCCCAAAAUGUAUGUUUCUUCCACAUACUGGAAGGCUUGGCUUGAGUAUAAGCUUUCUGGCUUUCCGGCUUUCCUGUCCCAAAGGCAGGAUCAAAAUUGUACAGAAAGAAGAAUGCUAUCUGGCAAUGCAGUGUGUGAGCCAGAGUUAGUCUUCUCAGUGCGCACGGCUCAGCACCUCUGCAUCUGUGUCCUGACCGAGUGCUCAGAGUGGGGUGUGUGAGCCAUUACUCGAGCAUUGUAAUUCAAAGAGUUGAUUUAACUAACUUACAUGUCUGAAAUUUAUUUAGGUAGGUUCCAUCAUUGUUACCAUUCGUAUUGCAGAUACAUGAAAGUAAAUUUAAAGACAAGUUACAUUCAACUUUUAAAAUAGUGUUCUAAUCAAAAGAUGUUAUCAUUUAAAUUGUAAGGUCUCUUUUAACUUUCUGCAAAGUAAAUUGUCAAAAGGAAUCAUGUAAAGAUUAUUUUAAAAUUUUAACCUGUAUGUACUUAGAGUGUAAGCCCAAGUUCUGUGGUUUCAAAUCAUUUUUUGCACAUUCAUUGUUUCUGUUCUGUAGCUUUUCUUUUGUUUCUUUGUUUAAGAUUUUUGACUUUGUAGGGAUAAGGUGUCUUCCAGUGUUUACUAUGUUAGGCUUAAAUUAAAAUUUAAAUUUAUCGUCCAUUUAUAUAAUAUUUGAUACCUGUGUAACUUCUCAAUACAGUUACAAUUUUUAUGACAUUUAUAAUUGCAAUGGUAUUUUCUUUUGUAAUAAAAUUCAAAGUCAAUUAAGCAAAUUGUAGACCUGAUAUUUUUCAUCUAUAUGAAGUGCAAGUCUCUACCUGAGUCUAUAAUGUGAACCAUCCUGCUUUUCACAUUUGUUUCCUAAUUGUUAGAGAAAACUAUUUUUUUGUAGAUGUUAUUGGAAGUUGAAAGAGCAAUAAAAGUCUACAUAGCAAGUCA
Apodemus sylvaticus (European woodmouse) is the source of this 7786-nucleotide messenger RNA. RefSeq names its product solute carrier family 4 member 7 (gene Slc4a7). Bases 204 to 3968 code for a protein of 1254 amino acids. Gene Ontology annotation, cellular component: basolateral plasma membrane; apical plasma membrane; plasma membrane. NCBI's taxonomy places the organism in Eukaryota, Metazoa, Chordata, Mammalia, Rodentia, Muridae. Gene Ontology annotation, biological process: auditory receptor cell development; bicarbonate transport; monoatomic anion transport. The record is from RefSeq and is a predicted model, not a curated record. The transcript has 26 exons. Gene Ontology annotation, molecular function: monoatomic anion transmembrane transporter activity; solute:inorganic anion antiporter activity; sodium:bicarbonate symporter activity.